GCGGAGCCCGGCGGCGGCGGCGGCGGGUCGGUCAUUCUGUCAACCCCACGGACAGCGAGCGGAGGAGCGGCGGAGCAGAGUGGGAGUCUCCGGUCUCCCUGCGGAACUUUCCCCUGCUUCAGCGCUCUCCCAUCGGCGGCUGCCGCUCCGCAGCGCUGCCUGGACGAAUAACGGAGUUGUAUGAAAGUGGGAGAAGUUGCGUUUCCGGCAGCCUGACAGCCCCCACGAUGAAGAAGAACAGCUCCGGGAAACGGGGUCGGGCGGACCCCAGCCAGCAGAACCCAGUGCCGGACAAAACGGGCUGGAUCAGGAAGUUCUGUGGGAAGGGGAUCUUCAGGGAGAUCUGGAAGAACCGCUUCGUGGUUCUGAAAGGAGACCAGCUGUUCAUCUGUGAGAAGGAGGUGAAGGAACUGGGUCGGGCCGACGAAGUUCUGGACCUGUCCGACUACGAACGCUGCGAAGAGAUCAGGAAGAACAAGAGCCGCAGCAAGAAGAACCACAGCAAGUUCAGACUGCAGCGCUGCAGCUCACCGGGCAACACGGUGCCCAACCAGGUGUUCCUGGCCGUCAGCCCGGAGGAGAAGGACUCCUGGAUCAACAUCCUGAACAUGGCCAUCACCAGAGCCAAGAACCGGAUCCUGGAUGAGGUGAUGGUGGACGACUCCCAGCUGUCUCACCUGACCAGAGACAGAGUGAAGAUCCCUCACAACCGCCGGCUGCCCACCAGAGGCCACCUGCUGGCCGUGGCGUCCACCUCGUCCUCAGACGGGAUGCUGACCCUUGACCUCAUCCAGGAGGAGGACUCGGCGUCUCAUAAAGGUGUCGCCACAGAACCGCCGGCCCGACCGGGUCUGGACUGUCCCAGGUCCCAGACGGACGGGUCGCUAGCGGACCGAACCGCUGAGUCGUCCUCCAAGUCCCAGAGCCUUCCCUGCGACAAGGCCGUGUGGCAGAAGACGGGUCCGGCCCAGACCCCCCAGCCGGACCGGCGGCUCGGCGCCGCGGAGAAGAACCGCUGCGCCUCCAUGGACGAGAUCCUGAACCCGGACGCCAAGAACCAAACUCCGACCGGAACCGGCAGAACCGCGGCACCGCUCGGCCGGCUACAGGAGCUCAUCGACCAGAAGCUGGAGCGGACGGAGCGGCUGCUGCUGGAGGUCCAGGCCGACGCCGAGCCGGGCGGCGCCAAGGGCGGGAAGCCGGCGCCGGACGGACCGCGGGCCGAGGCGGAGCGGCUCUUGAAGGAGGCGGCAGCCACCUGGACCCAGGCCCGGCAGGUUCUGGACGAGGUCCAGGAGCUGAAGGCGUUGUACCGCCAGCUGGAGCCCGGCUGCCUCAACAGCACCAAACCCAACCGUAAGAGCCUGAUGUGAACCGGCCAGACCAGAACCACAGCCCGGUCUGGACUCAGCUGGGUCCUAAAGACUUCCCAGGGGUUCCGAAGAGCAGAACCUCAUCAAUCCUGUCAGAAGUUCCUGUUCUGUUGGACCUGGCUGGGUCCCUGAAGCUCCGCCCACAAAUACCUGAACAUCAGGUGUUCUCUCAGGUUCCUGUGCCUUCAGGAAGAACUUUGACCUGAGGUUCUGGUUGGACCGACUCCUGGGUGUGGACCCGUCUAAAGUACUGCUGUAAUAUAUGGAAAUGCUGCUUUUUACUGGGUUUUGAUCCGGUUCAGAAUCUCAAACCAGGAUCAGAACCAACAGACGGAUUUUGAGAGUUCUGGGAGGUUCUGAAGGAAACCAGCUGAUUUUUUUCUGCAGGGAAAAAAAAAGUUUCAGACGUUUUUAUUACAAAGUUGAUCAAAGUCAAUGUCUACGCAGAUGAUGUGGUUCUGUUGGCUAACGGUCCGAUUGGUGUGAGGCCCGGUUCCGGAGGAGUAGGUUCUGGUAUUGGAUGAAAUGAUCUGGAUCCACGGCCAGAUCGCAUCUCAGGUUCCAGUCCUGAGAUGCGGACCAGAACCAACAGAACCUGGUUCUGGACGGAGGCAGAUAGAAGCGGGUCAGGAGUUCUGCCUCAGUCAGGACUGGAUCAGGAGAAUCCUUCUCAUUACUGUGAAAAUCAUUCAGGUAUGGUGAUAGCAUUAGCAUUAGCAUUUCCCACCAGCCACUUGAAUUUCAGGAUGAUGGCCGUUUUUCAAGAUGGCUGCUGCUUUUUACACCCUUUAAAUCAGUUAUUGCCGUGAAACUUUUCCCAUUUUCAUGACUUGGAUGAAUUUUAUGUGACAUCAUGUUUCGGUCGUCCGGUUCAUGAAACGUUAAAGUGAUAAGUUGCUGCCGUCAGAACGCGGGGGACGUAAAACACAGGAAAUUUACAGGAAAAUACGGGAGAACGGCGGCGGGAAAGAGGAGAAAAAUACGGCAGUUUCAAAACGGGAGACUUGAAGAAGACUAGAGACAGUCAACUUAACGUUAGUGUUUUUUUUGUUUAGCAGUUUAGCGUUAGUUUAUAUUUAUGUUUUUAAUGCAUUUAGCAUUUGCUAGCAUAGCAUUUAGCAGUUGAGCAAUAGAAUCUGCUAAUUUUUUAAAUUCACCUAGUGCUUUAGCAUUAGUGUAUCUAAGAUUCUUGUUUAGCAAAUUAUUAGUUAUUGAAGCUAACAUUUCAGUUAGCCCACUGCUGGCAAUAACUGAUUUUAUUGCAACCAUGUACUGUCCAACAA
This is a messenger RNA of Xiphophorus hellerii (green swordtail), 2656 nucleotides long. It is a transcript of the gene plekho1b, whose product is annotated as pleckstrin homology domain containing, family O member 1b. The record is from RefSeq and is a predicted model, not a curated record. The transcript is spliced from 6 exons. Bases 228 to 1373 code for a protein of 381 amino acids. Gene Ontology annotation, cellular component: muscle cell projection membrane; ruffle membrane. Gene Ontology annotation, biological process: regulation of myoblast fusion. Lineage: Eukaryota; Metazoa; Chordata; Actinopteri; Cyprinodontiformes; Poeciliidae.